AUGGACAGGCGAGGAAACCCAGCAGUCAAGGCAAACACUGGGAAAUGGAAAUCUUCCAUCCCGCUGCUAGUUAACUAUGCGCUUGUAACGUGCGCCUUCUUCGGCGUCGGGGUGAACCUGGUGGUGUUCCUCCGGCGGGUGCUCCACCAGGACAACGCCGAGGCGGCCAACAACAUCAGCAAAUGGACCGGCACCGUCUACAUCUUCUCCCUCAUCGGCGCCUUCAUGAGCGACUCCUACUAG
This is a messenger RNA of Triticum turgidum subsp. durum (durum wheat), 243 nucleotides long. Lineage: Eukaryota; Viridiplantae; Streptophyta; Magnoliopsida; Poales; Poaceae. The record is from the annotation of a GenBank genome assembly.